Messenger RNA from Camponotus floridanus (Florida carpenter ant), 1025 nucleotides. It is a transcript of the gene l(3)87Df, whose product is annotated as cytochrome c oxidase assembly protein COX20, mitochondrial. Gene Ontology annotation, biological process: mitochondrial respiratory chain complex IV assembly. Gene Ontology annotation, cellular component: mitochondrion; mitochondrial inner membrane. The transcript has 2 exons. Lineage: Eukaryota; Metazoa; Arthropoda; Insecta; Hymenoptera; Formicidae. Bases 261 to 605 code for a protein of 114 amino acids. The record is from RefSeq and is a predicted model, not a curated record.
CCCUGAUUUCGCGCUUGCAGCGCCCUCGCGCGAGAAUGUCGGGUACCAUCUAACGAACAGCUGAUUCUCCGAGGAGGAUAAGAUUCUGAUUUCAUUCAUACCUUUCGCAUUUUUCAUUUAUACUUGAAACGUGAAAUGAAUGUAUUUAUCUAUGUCCUUGUGAGAAAAGGAGAGGCAGAGUGCAACCGAAACGAAUAUCCAUCUGUUUAGCCUUACUUUGCGCCUUCUGUUGCCCAAAAUUACAUAAGAAACUUAACGCGAUGGACAUUGGAAAUAUAGACGAUGAUCAAUCCAAGGCGGUGAUGCUGUUUGGUCGAGACAUCAGGAAAAUUCCCUGUUUCAGGGACAGCCAGUUGUAUGGCAUCUACAGCGGCUUCGCCACCGGCCUGGGCACUUUCAUGUUUACGAGUCGCGUUAAGCUGGCGACGGCUAUGAGUUUAGGAUCCUACUUCUGUGUCUCCAUCGUUUAUUUUUGCUUUUGUCGAUAUAAUUAUACGAUGACAAAGUAUGCUAUAGCCGAUGUACAGUCUAUCAUGCGUCAGAGAUCAAUUGAUCUCAAGAAGGAAAUCGAUGAAGAGGAAAAUGGAAAGCUAGUCGAUGCUUAAGAUACUCUGUGUGAAGAUUUUUUCGAAAACUUUUAAGUUAUUCAUGACAAGAAUAGAUACAUUAUGCAACGUUUCAACAAAAUAACAUAACGCGAUAAUGUAGUAGUGAAGAUUAUCAUAAUAUCUAUGAAAUGCAUGUAAGAGAGUGUCUGAAGCUUCUAGUUGAUGAUUCUUUUUUUAAUAAACUAUAUAUAUAAUAUGUAUAUAACUUAAUAUUUAUGAGACUACUAUUCUAUGUGAAUCGAAUGUGUACACACACAUUUAAUUCACAUAGAAAUUCUUAUUCGAUGUACUAGAAAUAAUUUUGCACAGUCGAUACAAUUUCUUAGACUUGAAUAUUGUACAGUUGAAUCAUAUAAUUUAGUCAAUGUUAAUGAUUGUUAUAUAUACAAUUAUAUUGUAUCAAAGUGAUUGAUGGGU